UCUAACUCUAGACUUCCUGUUUCCAACGGAUAAUCGUUACAGACAAGCCUCUUUUACUAUGACGACAGCAGCAGUUUUUGGCUCUACAGGGGCAGUGGGCGGCCAGAUCCUCGCUACACUUCUUGCCGCUGACGCCUUCUCAUCCGUCAAAACUGUGUCAAGAAGAUUACCAAAUGUACAGUCUCCCAAGCUACAGACCCUGGAAGAAGGUGACAGCUCGAAAUGGGGCGACAUGAUCGCCUCUCUUUCCCCAAAGCCAUCGAUAGUCUUCAACGCAGUCGGCACCACGAGGGCUGCAGCCGGCGGAAUCGAGAAUCAGUGGAAGAUCGACCACGACUUAUGCAUAGACAACGCCAGAGCAGCCAAGGCGGCAGGAGCGAAGACGUACGUGUUUAUCUCCAGCGGAGGCACCAGGGGCUUUUUCUCUCGCUACGUCCCCUACUCGAAGAUGAAGAUUGGCGUGGAGGAUACUAUCAAGGAGCUCGAGUUUGAACAUAGUAUCAUCCUGAGGCCUGGGUUGAUCCUCCAGAGGGAAAAGCCCAAAGCUGCGUUAUUGGAGAACAUUGUUCAAAAUCUAAAUAAGCUGGGCCAAGGUGUGCAGGACAUGAUAGGUCAGGAUCAAACUAUUAUUGGUAGAGCAGCUGUUGUGGCUGCUCGUAUGGCGGAAGACGGGAAGGCACCAUCAAAAUACUGGGUUCUUGAACAAGCUGAUAUCGUAAGAUUAGGCAGAGAUGAGUGGAAGGAGUAAUGCUUCUUUGCCAAGCAGAGUUUGCUGGUAUACACGGGUUGCCCUUUAAGAUUUAUAAUGUGGAUUGCGGCAUAGCACUCAUAUCCAAAUUUCAUAGCGUAGUUUAUACUUCGUCGA
Aspergillus pseudotamarii is the source of this 865-nucleotide messenger RNA. RefSeq names its product protein fmp52-2, mitochondrial. Gene Ontology annotation, biological process: import into nucleus. The transcript has 2 exons. Gene Ontology annotation, cellular component: cytoplasm. The record is from RefSeq and is a predicted model, not a curated record. The coding region runs from base 59 to 748 and encodes 229 amino acids. Lineage: Eukaryota; Fungi; Ascomycota; Eurotiomycetes; Eurotiales; Aspergillaceae.